Molecule: messenger RNA, 1234 nt
Organism: Sphaeramia orbicularis (orbiculate cardinalfish)
Lineage: Eukaryota; Metazoa; Chordata; Actinopteri; Kurtiformes; Apogonidae
Product: p53-induced death domain-containing protein 1
Exons: 3
Coding region: 498-917 (139 amino acids)
Biological process (GO): signal transduction
Molecular function (GO): protein binding
Source: RefSeq, a predicted model, not a curated record
GAUAUGGAAUCACCACGCCUGGUCACAUGUUUUUCUCUGAUGGUGAGGUUUUUUGUGUUUACUCAGUGUUAUUGCAGUUUCACAACGUUAGAUUUCAUAAUUCCCUGCAAACAAUUCUAAUUCCUGAAAAUACGUUUCUUCACUUCCUUUAAUAUAAUACAGUCUGCAGCUUUCUUGAAAUAGAAAUGUAAGAACGCAGCCUAGUUUUAGCAAUGUACACACUGAUUUGUCUUGUUACAUGUGGGGUGUGUGUACUCUCUACAUGGGGCCCUGAUCUAAAAUAACUAAUGUUUAACUGGUUAGCUUGUUGAUGUUGAAUCUCCCCAGUAACACUCAAACCACACUCUUGUUUCGGUAUACUGUACUUCAGGCUAAAUAGGACCAGAGGUAGUAUUAUGGUCCGCUAUUUGUAAUUUGUGCAUUCACUGAAAUUUGACGUUUGGAAAGACAGUUACUUAAAGUUGGACCUGCACUACUAUUUUCGUGGAUUUGAGAUAAUGCCCAACAAAGCCCAAGAGGAUGCUGUGAUUAAUCUAAAGACACUGCAGGAGCUUUCCUUGCAGCUUUGUUUUGAGUGGACAGUCCUGGCAUAUGAGCUUGGCUUUAAAAGAACUGAGAUAGGGCGAUUCCACACCAAAUCCAAAGACAAAAGAGUCCAGGCAAAGAGCAUGCUUGAAAGCUGGUAUGAGAAGUCAUGGGACAAACCCAAUAAGACCAAACUGCUGCAAGACGGACUAGAGCGAGCAGGCAGACGGGAUCUGGCUGAGAAGCUCCGUUGCCUCCACUGGGGCCACCAGAAGCUGAGCCGUAGAGUGGAACUGCCCUCUGCCUUCCCUUUCCUCAUUACUGUGCACAAGACCAUCCGUAACCAAGAGGGGCUCAGAAGGAUUAACGACCUCAAUCGCAAAUAUACCUAAGCCGGAAAGAAAAUGCGCUGAAUCAGCUACAUCCAUUGAUCUUAUUAUAAGUAUGUUUAGGAACCACUGCAAGUUAUCUGAAAUAAAUGUAUUCAAUAUCACUGAAGAGGAUAACUGUCCACUUCCAAAUGAAAUGGCUGAAAAGACAUGAAGAACAUGUUUUUGAGAUGCUCUCUUUUCAAGGCUCCAGAUUUUAAUUGAACAAGAUUAGCCCACGAAGACCCAAACAACCUUCAGAGACCAAAAGCAUCUACUGAUCUAAAAUGUUUACCUACAAAUCCUAUCAAUACAUGUAAAUAACUAGUGUAAAAUACAGU